GUUAACAAUGGGAGAUUAUCAGAGGCCUAUGCUAUAUUUGAUAUAAUAACGAUAUCCACCACGCUUGCACAUCGGCGCAUAAAAUAUAGUAUGUGAUGUUGGUUAGGUAAGAACCCUGGAAUGUUAGGUCAUCUUAAAUGUGGCAAAUUGUUUCGAAUCAAAAUGCCGGCCGGUUCCCUUUGUUCCUCUACCGGCCGGAAUUAAAAUGGCAGCUAAACUGGUUUAAACGUGACGCAGAAACUAAUGUCGUAAGACCUACCACAUCUUUGUAUGUGUAAGCAAACGAGUCACUACUGUCAAGCCCUUGAUCGUGGCUCCCAGUUCCAUUACACAUAAGUCAUUAGAUGAAGGCGUCGUUCUGUAGGGGAGUGUUAAGAUAAGAGCCACGACGCUCGGUCUUAACAUUAACAUGCAUCGAUUGCGGUACGGGUUUGGAAGCAUAAGGACCUUAUCUUUCAUAUCGGCGAAAUUGAUAAACACAUUUAUUGGGUAUGGAGGUGCACCUCGUUUUGGAGGCGGCGGUGGUGGCAGUAGGGGUGGACCCCCUCAGGGGAAAUUUGGCAACCCAGGCGAAAGGCUGCGUAAAAAACACUGGAACAUGGAUGAGCUCCCAAAGUUUGAGAAGAACUUCUACCAGGAGCACCCGGAUGUGUGCCGCAGACCACCUCAAGAGGUGGAGAACUACCUGAGAGGUAAAGAAGUAACAGUGAAAGGCAGAGACUGUCCCAAGCCCAUGAUGAAGUUUCAUGAGGCCAAUUUUCCAAAUUAUGUGAUGGAUGUGAUUGCCAAACAAGGAUGGGCUGAGCCAACUCCUAUCCAGGCUCAGGGCUGGCCUCUGGCCCUCAGUGGGAAAGACAUGGUGGGCAUCGCCCAGACAGGCUCCGGUAAAACCCUCGCUUAUCUGCUGCCUGCAAUCGUGCACAUUCAACACCAGCCAUUCUUGGAGCAUGGAGACGGACCUAUAUGUUUGGUGCUGGCCCCGACCCGUGAGCUGGCCCAGCAGGUGCAGCAGGUUGCCGCUGAGUACGGCAGGGCCUCCCGUCUGAAGUCAGUCUGCGUCUAUGGUGGAGCCCCCAAAGGACCCCAGAUUCGGGACCUUGAGCGAGGUGUUGAGAUCUGUAUUGCCACCCCAGGGCGUCUCAUUGACUUCCUGGAGGCUGGGAAGACCAACCUUCGCAGGUGUACCUACCUUGUGCUGGACGAGGCUGACCGUAUGCUGGACAUGGGCUUCGAGCCCCAAAUCCGCAAAAUUGUGGACCAAAUUAGACCGGAUCGUCAGACCCUCAUGUGGAGUGCCACCUGGCCCAAGGAGGUGCGUCAGCUGGCUGAGGACUUCCUGAAGCAGUAUGUCCAGAUCAACGUGGGUGCUCUGCAGCUCAGCGCCAACCACAACAUCCUGCAGAUAGUGGACGUGUGCAACGACGGAGAGAAGGAUGACAAACUCCUCCGGCUGCUGGAAGAGAUCAUGAGCGAGAAGGAGAACAAGACCAUCAUAUUUACCGAGACCAAGAGACGCUGCGAUGAGCUCACCAGGAGGAUGAGACGAGAUGGCUGGCCAGCAAUGGGUAUCCACGGAGACAAGAGCCAGCAGGAGAGGGACUGGGUUCUCAAUGAGUUCAAAUACGGCAAGGCCCCCAUCCUCAUCGCCACGGUGGGGGACCAAAGAGUGCCUUCGGCGCAAAAACCCAAAACGGAGKGGGCUACGGGGGUAGCACCUAUGACAAGGGCGCUAGCUCUGGCGGUAGCUACGGCAACAGCUACAGCAGCAACGGACAGGCUAGCUUCGGCGCCACCAAUCAGGUGGGUGCGUUUGGUGGCCAGAACUUCCAGGCCCCUCCACAGUUUGGAGCCGCACAGGCGGCCGUCCCAAACGGCAUGGGUCGCCCGCCGUUUCCCUUUAACCCACAGGCACAGCAGCCCCAACAACCCCCAUCCAUGGUACCCUACUCUAUGCCUCCACCUUUCCCACAGUAACUAACGAGGUGUAGAUUGUGCGCACAAUUCACAACGAAACCACCCAUUUUCCCCUCUUGUCUUUUUAAAUCUUAUAUGAAUAUUAUUAUCCUUUGUACUGUUUAACUUUUUUUGCUUACAGCAGGGUUGGAAUUCUUCAGUAACCCCAAGCAUUGAAAUGAGUCACAAGGGGGCUGUUGAAGUGCAUCUUUAACUGGUGCACCUCUCCUUGACUGUUUUUAUUUGUUACAUUCCUCAGUAAUUUAUUUUUACUAAGUAAUGCAGAUUUUGAAUUAGUGGUAUGUUUAAAGUGAUAUGUUAAGAUCUUACCUGGGGGCCCAUGCAUGGGCCUUCAAAUAAAACAAAUCAAUUGAA
Molecule: messenger RNA, 2328 nt
Organism: Salvelinus sp. IW2-2015
Lineage: Eukaryota; Metazoa; Chordata; Actinopteri; Salmoniformes; Salmonidae
Product: probable ATP-dependent RNA helicase DDX5
Biological process (GO): alternative mRNA splicing, via spliceosome
Cellular component (GO): nucleus; ribonucleoprotein complex; cytoplasm
Molecular function (GO): ribonucleoprotein complex binding; RNA helicase activity; ATP binding
Source: RefSeq, a predicted model, not a curated record